Messenger RNA from Chelonoidis abingdonii (Abingdon island giant tortoise), 5724 nucleotides. NCBI's taxonomy places the organism in Eukaryota, Metazoa, Chordata, Testudines, Testudinidae. The record is from RefSeq and is a predicted model, not a curated record.
AAGGAUGAAAAGAUGGCUGACUUUUCACUACCGUGUUCUAACCAUUUCCGCCAGUUCACGCGUGAAUCUUUGGCUGCUAUUGAGAAGCGAAUUGCUGCCAACAAGAAAUACAAAGACCACCAACCUAAAGAGAAACCUCGUCCCCAACUUGACUUGCAGGUUUUCCAAAAGCUGCCUACUCUCUAUGGGAAUCCUCCUCAGGAGCUUGUUGGGAAACCACUGGAGGAUCUUGACCCUUAUUACAAUGAUCACAAGACAUUUAUGGUAUUGAACAAAAGGAAAACAAUCUUCCGAUUUACUGCCACACGUGCCUUGUGUAUACUUAGCCCUUUCCAUUCAAUCAGAAGAGCAGCAAUUAAAAUUUCAGUACAUUCAUUGUUCACUAUGUUUAUUAUGUGCACUAUUUUAACCAAUUGUGUCUUCAUGGCUAUAUUUGAGACUCGUAGAAAGUCUAAGUCACCUAAAUUUCGUGACUGGAGAAAGUAUGUUGAAUACACGUUUACAGCCAUUUACACUUUUGAAGUAUUGAUAAAAAUAUUGGCAAGAGGAUUCUGGCUGAAUGAAUUCAGUUUCCUUCGAGAUCCAUGGAAUUGGUUGGAUUUCAGUGUCAUUGCUAUGGCAUAUGCAGGGGAGUUUACUGAUCUAGGCAAUGUUUUGGCCCUUCGUACAUUCAGGGUUCUGAGAGCUUUAAAAACGAUUUCAAUACUCCCAGGACUGAAGGUCAUCGUAGGUGCACUGAUCCAGUCUGUUAAGAAACUUACUGAUGUGAUGAUCCUGACCGUUUUCUGCUUGAGUGUCUUUGCCCUCAUAGGCCUCCAGCUCUUUAAAGGCAAUUUGAGACAUAAGUGUGUCAGGAAUUUUAACUCCACCAAUGGAACUAUUUAUUUGGAUGACAAAAAAUGGGGCUCCUUUGAUGAGUUUAUUAAUGAUACAGAAAAUGUUUUGAAGAAGAAUGGCACCAAGGAUGCGUUAUUGUGUGGCAACAGCUCAGAUGCUGGCUCCUGUCCACGUAACUAUAUAUGUCUCCAAGUCGGGGAAAAUCCUGAUUAUGGCUACACAAGUUUUGAUACAUUUGGCUGGGCCUUUCUUUCCUUGUUCCGCCUGAUGACACAUGAUUACUGGGAGCGUCUCUAUCAACAGACUCUCAGAGCUUCUGGGAAGAUCUACAUGCUCUUUUUUAUGCUGGUCAUCUUUGUGGGCUCAUUUUAUCUGAUCAACUUGAUCCUGGCUGUAGUGACUAUGGCAUACGAAGAGCAGAACAAAGCUACUAUUGCUGAAACUGAGGCAAAGGAAAGGAGGUUUCAGGAAGCCAUGAAACUGUUGAAAAAAGAGCAAGAGGCAUUGACUGCUAAAGGAAAUGAUACGAAGUCACUUUGCUCCUUUGAAAUGUUACCUUUACCCUCCAAAGAAGUCAAAGAUAGAAGCAACAGGAGAAAGAAAAAUAAGUCCUUAGAGAUAGAAGAUUAUGGGGAAGAUCAAAAAGUUCCCAAAUCACAGUCCAGUAGCCAUCAACAAAACCUGACCCCUGUAUGUGAUGAAGUGAGCAAGAAGCAUUUGCUCCAUCAUCUGUCAGUGGACUAUUUUAAUGAGCCACUACAAAGUCAAAGGGCAACUGGGGCAGUCAAUACCAUUACCUGUGUCCUGGAGGAAUCACAACAGAAAUGCCCUCCCUGCUUGAAGGACUUUGCCCUAAAAUAUCUUAUUUGGGACUGUUGUCCACUGUGGUUGAGAAUCAAGAAAAAGGUGACAAUUUUAGUAAUGGAUCCAUUUACUGACCUCGCUAUCACUCUUUGCAUUGUGAUGAAUACUAUCUUCAUGGCACUAGAGCACUAUAAAAUGACAAGAAAUUUAAAAUUCAUGCUUAACGUAGGCAACAAGGUCUUUACUGGAAUUUUUACUGCAGAAGUGAUCUUGAAAAUCAUUGCUCUAGAUCCCUAUUACUAUUUUCAGCAACGCUGGAAUAUUUUUGACAGCAUAAUUGUCACCGUAAGCUUAAUUGACUUGAGUUUACACACCAAAGCUAAAGGAAGAAAAGAACAUGGAAACCUGUUAGUUUUGCGUUCCCUCAAACUGCUAAGGAUCUUCAAACUGGCAAAGUCCUGGACAACUUUGAAUAUACUUAUUAAAAUCAUUGGUAACUCAGUGAGUGCUAUGGGUAACCUUACCCUGGUUCUGGCAAUCAUAGUCUUUAUAUUUGCUGUAGUAGGAACGCAACUUUUUGGUAAAAGCUACAAAGAACAUUGCUCUAAAAUAAGUGACGAUUGCAAGCCACGUUGGCAUAUGAUGGAUUUUUUCCACUCAUUCCUUAUUAUAUUCCGAAUUCUGUGUGGAGAAUGGCUUGAAACCAUGUGGGAUUGUAUGGUGGUGGCUGAGGAACCAUUAUGCCUUAUUGUCUUCUUGCUGGCCAUGGUGAUAGGAAACCUAGUGGUUCUCAACCUGUUCAUUGCACUACUGCUGAACUCCUUCAGCGCUGACAACCUCCAAGCACCUGAAGAUGAUGCAGAGAUGAACAACCUUCAGAUUGCAUUUGCUCGGAUCCACAGGGGACUUCUUCUGGUGAAACAUGCAACAUGGGAUUACUGUUGUGGAAAGCUCCGGCAACCAAAGAAAGCAACCAAAAAGAAAAUGAAAUUGGCUGCUGAGAACACAUGUGUGGAGACUGGGAAAGAAGGGAAGAAUUGUAAAGAAAAUCACAGUGACAAUGUGACUGACAAGAAUGGAGAGAAAUGCUCUGUUAGCAUUCUUGAAGAUUUUAUCACCAACCCCAACAUGUUUAUCUGCAUCCCUAUUGCUGAAGCAGAAUCUGAUAGUGAGGAGUAUGAAGAAGAUGAUAAUAAUUUAAGUACAUUCACAAAAAUGGAGUACAGUAAACAGCAGGAAAAACAUCUUAGCAGAGGGAAACAAUGUAAAAGAUCAGGAGCUUGGUGUAAAGCAGGGGUUGGAUCUGAGAUUUCCUCUGAAAACUUAAGUGAGUUUAACAUAAACAAACAAUGGAAGGCUGGCUCAUCAUCUCUAAUACAAAAAGAGCACCUGGAUGACAUCAGCUGUUCUGAAGGCAGCACAGUGGAUCUGACAAAUCCUGAGGAGCUUCUAAAACAGAUCCCUGAGCUGGCUGAAUACUUAAAGAAACCUGAUAACUGUUUUCCAGAAGGCUGUAUUCGACAUUCCCCUUGCUGUUCAGUGAAUAGCACAAAGUUUCCAGGCAAAACUUGGUGGAACCUGAGGAAAACAUGCUACAAAAUUGUUGAACACAACUGGUUUGAAAGCUUUAUCAUAUUCAUGAUUCUGCUAAGCAGUGGAAGCCUGGCAUUUGAAGAUAUACAUCUUGGAAAAAGAAAAAACAUUAAAAUGAUGUUGGAAUUUUUUGAUAAAAUCUUCACUUAUAUCUUUGUCUUCGAAAUGUUUCUGAAAUGGCUGGCUUAUGGCUUCAGGAAGUAUUUCACCAAUGCCUGGUGUUGGCUCGAUUUCCUAAUUGUAGAUGUCUCUUUAGCAAGCCUUAUAGCUAACUCACUUGGAUAUGCCGAAAUAGGACCCAUGAAAUCCCUUAAAACUCUGAGAGCCUUGAGACCAUUAAGGGCAUUGUCACAAUUUGAAGGGAUGAGGGUAAGAGUAAAUAAAGCAAUUUCUGAAGGCUCUCUUUGUGAACAUCAAGUGGUUGUGAAUGCCUUAGUAGGUGCCAUCCCUUCCAUCAUGAACGUUGUGCUUGUCUGCCUCAUUUUUUGGCUCGUUUUUAGUAUCAUGGGAGUGAACCUAUUUGCAGGAAAAUUUGGAAAAUGUGUUAACUUGACUGAAGAAAAAUCAGAAAUAAAUAACAGUAUUAAGAACAAAUUGGAUUGUACAACCUAUAAUGACACACAAAAAAUAUAUUGGAUAAAUGUUGUAGUCAACUUUGAUAAUGUUGGUUCUGGUUAUCUGGCUCUACUUCAAGUGGCGACAUUUAAAGGUUGGAUGGACAUUAUGUAUGCAGCAGUAGAUUCACGAGGGAAAGAAAAACAGCCAAAGAAGGACAAUAAUCCAUACAUGUACCUCUAUUUUGUGGUUUUCAUCAUCUUUGGCUCUUUCUUCACACUGAAUCUCUUUGUCGGUGUUAUUAUUGACAAUUUUAACCAACAAAAGAAAAAGAUAAGUGGACAAGACAUCUUUAUGACAGAAGAACAGAGAAAAUAUUAUAAUGCAAUGAAAAAACUGGGAUCCAAGAAACCCCAAAAACCCAUCCCAAGGCCAUUGAACAAAUACCAAGGUUUUUUUUUUGACAUCGUAACAAGCGAAGCCUUUGAUAUUAUCAUCAUGAUUCUCAUCUGCCUUAACAUGAUCACUAUGAUGGUGGAAACUGAUAAUCAAAGUAUAAGGAAGACUGACAUUCUUAACAAAAUCAACAUGUUCUUUGUUGCCAUCUUUACUGUAGAAUGCAUCAUGAAAUUAUUGGCCCUAAGACACUACUAUUUCACCAAUGGCUGGAACAUAUUUGAUUUAAGUGUGGUCAUUAUGUCUAUUGUUGGUACUCUGGUUUCUCACAUUGUUAAUGCAUUUGAAAAUUACUUCUCACCUACGCUCUUCAGAGUCAUUCGGUUGGCUCAGAUUGGACGAAUACUAAGACUCAUCCGAGCUGCCAAAGGAAUUAGAACUCUCCUUUUUGCCUUAAUGAUGUCUCUUCCUGCUUUGUUCAACAUUGGCCUCUUACUCUUUCUAGUCAUGUUUAUUUAUGCCAUUUUUGGCAUGGCUAACUUUGCUUAUGUUCAGUGGGAGGGUGGGAUUGAUGACAUGUUCAACUUCCAAACCUUUCCUAACAGCAUGCUCUGUCUCUUCCAAAUCACAACAUCUGCUGGCUGGGAUGGUCUUCUGAGUCCUAUUUUAAACACUGGACCUCCGUUUUGUGAUCCAAACAUAAAAGGUGUUGUGGGAGAAUGUGGUAAACCUGCUGCAGGUAUUAUUUUCUUUGUAAGUUACAUCAUUAUAUCAUUUCUCAUUGUUGUAAACAUGUACAUAGCUGUUAUUUUAGAGAACUUCAGUGUUGCCACUGAGGAAAGUACAGAUCCUGUGGGUGAAGAUGAUUUUGAUAUGUUUUAUAAAAUCUGGGAGAAGUUUGAUCCUGAAGCAACUCAAUUUAUUGAGUAUUCUGCACUUUCAGACUUUGCAGAUGCUUUGGCAGAACCUUUACGCAUAGCCAAACCAAACAAAAUUGAACUCCUAGCAAUGGACAUUCCCUUGGCUAGCGGAGAUAGGAUCCACUGUUUGGAUAUUUUGUUUGCUUUUACCAAACGGGUGCUAGGAGAAUCUGGGGAGAUGGACAAACUAAAAGAACAAACAGAGGAAAAGUUUAUGGCUGCCAAUCCAUCCAGGUUUUUUCAUGAACCAAUCACAUCCACGCUCAGACACAAAGAGGAGGAGGUUUCUGCCAUUAUUAUCCAGAGGGCCUAUAGGAGUCAUUUGAUUCAACGGUCCAUGAAGCAGGCUUCUCUCUUAUAUCACAGAACUUGUGAUGGUGACAUCCUUGAAGAUGCUUCACAGAAAGAAGGUCUCAUUGCAUUCAUGAUGAAUGAGAAUUACGGUAGGAAUCUAGACAAGUCCGAGACUGUGUCUUCAACAUCUUUCCCUCCAUCCUAUAACAGUGUCACCGAGGACACUAAUGACAACCUCCAGGUAAAGACAGUGGACUCUUCCAAAUGUGAUGUACGUAUAGGAUGUCAGCUAUCUCCAGACAAAGAUAAAGAAUGCAUUGUUUAA